AUGGCGGUCGCUGGUACAUCGAAAGCUACCCCCGCCAGGUUCUCGCCCGAUACAGAGGAGGGUCAGCGAGUCGAGGAAGGGGCCCCCGUCCAGAGGCAGACUAGCUUGGCCCAGCGCCACGUCUUCAAGAUGUCCCGCGAGUCGAUCCCGCUCGACCUCGUCAAUCGCUUCGACCACCUGAAGAGCAAGGAGUGCAAGAUCCCAGGCAAGGAGCGCAUGGCCAACGAGAUAAUCAACGCAGUCGUUCCCAGGGACGCGGGCUACGGCAGCUCGAUCAAGCCCGGCGAGAUGACGCUGGGCAGGGUCGUGACGCGCGAGAAGGACAGCACCUCGGUCACUUCCCUUUCGAAGCGGAUCAUGGUCAACACUAUAUUCAAUGGAAAUUCGUCCGAGUUUGAGGCUGCGCAACAGGAUGGUGAGGCAUGGUCAGACCCAGGCGAGCCAGGCAAGUGCGCGUGCGAUGAUACUGUUGCCAGGAAGACGUCCAAGGUGACCUCGAACAAGUGGGUCGCGAAGGAGACGUUCAACCCGAAGGGUGCCAAGCUGUUCCGAGGAGGCACGGACGACGUCAUGCUCGAGGAGCUGGAGCCCCCGACCUGGAAGCCAAUGAGGACCGAGAACAAAAGCGCUCGCAAGGCGCUCCACGACGCGAGGAACGACGACGCCAUGGCCACCGUCACGCUAGCGCUCAAGCGCAUGGGGCCCGAGGUGACGAGCUACGCCAAAGCUGACGUUUCCAGGAAGCUCGCCAAGGAUACGAUGGAGUUGCUGAAGAAGGCUGCUGCUCCUGGGGAGAAGGUCGCUGAGUACCUCGUGGCGCCGAUUGGCGAGGUCACCAAACUCCAGGCGGAGGAGGCGUUGAUUGCGGCAGGGAACUGCUACGAGGAUCUCAUGGCAAUGCACUCCCAGUGCGCCAACCUGAUCAAAACGGAGAAGAGGCAGUCCAACCAGGGCGGUGGAGGCUCCAGCGGCUCCAAGCUCGCUAAGAUGAGCCCGGGGAAGUGA
Prorocentrum cordatum is the source of this 1005-nucleotide messenger RNA. Lineage: Eukaryota; Dinophyceae; Prorocentrales; Prorocentraceae. The record is from the annotation of a GenBank genome assembly.